UUUAUUUUGUGGAAGAAAGUUUUAACCAAAAUGCAUUUGUACAAGUAUUUGAUUAGUUUUAGUUUUUGUGUUAUUGUGAUCAGCUGUGUUAAGGCUCAGGAAGGCUCAAUUGAAGACUUACGGCAAUCCUACGUGAAUCUAAUUAUGGAGUGUGCCAAAGAACAUCAGAUCACCUCUGGGGAGUUGGAUGAAUUGAAGAGCAAGCGGAUGCCUGAAGAUGGAAAUGCUAAAUGUCUUUUUGCUUGCGCUUACAAGAAGGCUGGAAUGAUGGAUGAAGAAGGUUACAUGUCAGUGGCCGGCAUAGAGAUGAUCUCAGACAAGUUCUUGGCUGGUGACUUGCCCAGUCUGACAAAAGCUAAACAAUUCAUAGAGGCUUGCAAGAGCGUUAAUGAAGAAAAAGUUGGCGACGGAGCCCAGGGAUGUGAUCGGGCAGCACUUAUGUUCAAAUGCAGUGUUGAAAAGGCCCCUGAGACUAUGACUGAUGCAGAAGUAAAGUUAGCACUCACAAAGAAGGCGAUGAGUUGCAUGAAGGACCAUAAAGUGGAUACCGCGGAGUUGAUGAAAAUGCAGCUGAUGACGCCGCCCAAGAGUAAGCAGGCCCAUUGUCUACUGGCCUGCGCUUAUAAGAAAGAGGGAUGGAUGAAUGCUCAAGGACUCUAUGAUACAGAACACAUGUAUAAAAUAGCAGAGAUAAUGAAAGAAGGAGAUGAGCAACGAGUGAUAAACGGCAGAAAAGUAGUUGAGAUUUGCGCGAAAGUUAACGAAGUGCAAGUGAGCGAUGGGGAGAAGGGUUGCGAAAGAGCAGGCUUAAUCUUCAAGUGUGUGGUAGUAAAUGCUCCUAAGUUUGGAUUUAAACUAUAA
Molecule: messenger RNA, 861 nt
Organism: Hyposmocoma kahamanoa
Lineage: Eukaryota; Metazoa; Arthropoda; Insecta; Lepidoptera; Cosmopterigidae
Gene: Obp5
Exons: 8
Coding region: 31-861 (276 amino acids)
Biological process (GO): sensory perception of smell
Molecular function (GO): odorant binding
Source: RefSeq, a predicted model, not a curated record